Molecule: messenger RNA, 4348 nt
Organism: Spinacia oleracea (spinach)
Lineage: Eukaryota; Viridiplantae; Streptophyta; Magnoliopsida; Caryophyllales; Amaranthaceae
Product: G-type lectin S-receptor-like serine/threonine-protein kinase At5g35370
Exons: 1
Coding region: 1501-4161 (886 amino acids)
Biological process (GO): recognition of pollen; protein phosphorylation
Molecular function (GO): protein serine/threonine kinase activity; ATP binding
Source: RefSeq, a predicted model, not a curated record
ACUACCGAUAACAAACCAAAAGCUAAGAGAAAAACAAGUUAGAGAGCAACCAACUUUCGGGCAAUCAUUAAAGACUUCACGGAUAUGCAUCAUUGAGGAACGACGACGACGACUGUUGUUGCAAGCGACAAGGGGCUUUUGUAUUAACCCAAUCUCCAAUCCCGAUAAAUUAGUAAUUGGGCUCAACUACUAGAACUAAGAUGGUAAUUGAUCGGUGGAAAAAAGGCGGGUUAAGGAUGGAACGUUGAUGAAACAUCCCACUCACAUUUUUUGUUGGUGGGAAAGCAGUAACAUGCGUGGUUGUUGUAGAGUUGAUCUUAAGCAGUCCAGAACCUAGAAUUGGAAAAAAAAAAAAAAAAAAAAAAAACUCGUGUUAGGAAUUUUUUUGUUAUUUAAACUUUUGAACUUGGACAACUCAAAACUAAGACUUUAAUUCAAAAUUCAUCCGAGUCCAAAAAAAUCCGUUAUUUUUAACUUAAAACCACGAGUUUGGGUCAAAAAAAUUAUUCUUAACUUGGGGCAACAGUGCAACAUAAUGAUUUGGCCCAAAACAUGACAUAGUUCUCCUUGAUAGAUGUAUAGGAGAAGUAGAACACUAGAACUAGUAUGUUCCAUCCAUCUGCAAUUCAAUUCGGGAAAGCUGAAAGCUUCAAACCCUACACCAACUAAAGAAACCCGAUCCGGGGAGUAUGGUUUCCAUCUCCUUUCCAGGAUGAACUUAAUUACAGUAUCUCUUCUCUACGAUUGAUUAAUUGAUGAUUGCUGAUACUUGUUAGAUCGAUUUCUGGGAAAUAGAAGAGCGAGGGAGUAUUGAACUUGUUUCAAACGUUGAGGUAAUUCUCUGAUUUCAUUUAUUACUGAUUGCACACACAAUGUGUUUGUCAAUUGUUCCCAACCCCAGUCAUUUUACCUUUUCUUUUAUAAUAUGAGCUCAAUUAUUAAUAUGAUUGGAUUAUGUAUAUAAAAUAUACUUCGUAGUUGUUGGAUUUUGUUUUUGGGUUUCAGUCAAUUUAAUUUGAUGUAAACUAUAAUUGUGAUUGUUUCUAGUUGAAGUUAACAAUUUGAGGUUAGAAGUAGUUAGUAGAGUAGUAGUUGUCUCUAGUUGAGUAGUUUCUGAAUUCAUAAUCCGCAAUAACGUCGUCAUCUUUCUCAUUCUUGUUUGUUGCUGCAAUAGUGCAAGCUCAUACUGUCAUACAUAAUCAACCUUAUUUCCCUUUUGGAUUUAGAUCAUUUCUUUUGAGGAUUAAUACAGUUUCCUGGAAGUUGUUGGUGCCAACGUGUAAGCUAGGUAGGUGUCACACUCACUGUAUUAGAAAUGAGAUACUCCCAUUUUAUUAUUAUUCUUGUAAAUUAACAACUCCUUUCCCGCCCAAGCUGAUGUUACCAUCAAUUAAUGUCAACAUGUUGAAAAUUUUGAACAUUGAUUAGCUAAUGGGUGAAACUUAUAGCUGACCAAUUCCAUCCCCAUCCCUUUUUGUAAAUAAAAUUAUUGAUUAUUGAAUGAAUCUAUUUCUUGCUUGUUUAUGCACCUCAGCUCUCCCCUUGUAUUCUAUGGGUUCCUUUUCAAUUAUUCCCACCACCUUUAUUUUCAUUUCUUUGAUCCCUGCUAUUUUUGGCUCUUCCUACCUCAUCACCCCUAACUAUUCCGUUUCAUACCUCCAUUCUGUCGAGGAUUAUGGUGCUUUUCUGUAUUCACAAAACCAAACUUUCAAGGCAGCUCUUUACAAUCCAGGCAAUCAACAAACCAACUUCUACUUAUGUGUCAUACAUGUUGCAUCCCACACCGUUAUUUGGUCAGCAAAUCGUGAUGCUCCGGUAUCAAAUUCCGGUAAGAUGCUUCUUUCUCCUGAAGGUAUAACAGUCUCUGAUCAAAAUGGUAAUAGAAAAUGGUCAACUCCACGAUUGAUUUCAUCCGUGGUUGCUCUGAUUCUUACUGAUAUUGGUAAUCUCGUGUUGCUUGAUCAAAAUAAUGCUUCUCUUUGGGAGAGUUUUCAUUCUCCAACUGAUACUGUGGUGAUGGGCCAGUCAUUACCAGUUGGGACCUCAUUGAUCAGCUCAGUAUCAAAUUCAGAUGAUGACCUCUCCAGUGGAAAUUAUAGUCUUUCAGUUACCACCUCGGAUACAAUCCUGCAAUGGGGUGGAUCAACCUAUUGGAAGCUGUCUAUGGAUCCUAAUGCACAUAGGAACUCCAAUUAUGUAGUGGAAUAUCUAUUGGUGGAUGCUAAGGGUCUUUAUCUUUUUGCUCGUAAUGGAUCAAUUAUUGUGCUCCAAGUUAACUUUUUUCCCUCUGAAUUCCGGAUUGCUAAGGUGAAUCCAAAUGGCCAACUCAUAAUCCGUAGCUAUUCAGGUAGAGUUUGGAACCAAGAUUUUGUGUGGCCACGUGACAGUUGUGGAAUCCCGUAUAUUUGUGGCGCUAUUAAGUUGUGCAGUGCUGAUGGGGAAUCAAGUGGCCCUGUUUGCUCAUGCCCCUCUGGGUUCAUUCCUGAGCAUCAAGCAAGUGGUUGCAUUCCAAGUGACACCUCUUUAUCCUUACCACUUUCUUGUGAUUCUUCUCAUAAUCAAACUUCAGAAAAUUCUCAGAACAUCUCAUAUCAAGGUUUGGGGGUUGGCAAGUACUAUUUUGCUAUCAGAUUUUCAGAUCCCAUCAAAUAUGGAAUAAACUCGUCCAUGUGUCAGAACUUUUGCUCCAAGGACUGUUCGUGCAUGGGAUUUUUCCACAGGAACUCAACGGGUUCAUGUUUCUUGAUUCAUAACCACUUGGGAUCAUUUAUGUCAAAUGUGGUUGGUGGAAGUGAUCUAUUGGGUUACAUUAAAAUCGUAGAUGCACUUUAUGCAACAGAAGAUAAUGCGGAUGAUUCUAAUGGUCGAAGGCAGGUAAUUACGUUGGUUGCUUUGAUUAUCUUUCCUUUUGUUGGACUCCUUGUGGCUGCUGGGUUAUGCCUUCGUUGGUGGAGAAAUUGGAUGAAGUCCAAAGUUGGACUGGAAAAAUCAGGAAACCUAAGUUCUCUUUCUUCAGGAGACUUAGAGGCCUUCUCUAUACCUGGACUACCUGUGAGAUAUGAUUAUGAAGAAUUGAGGGAAGCAACUGAUAAUUUCAGUACCCAAAUUGGUUCGGGGGGUUUUGGUGCGGUAUAUAAAGGAAAAUUACCAGAUAAAAGUGUUGUGGCUGUGAAGAAAAUAACCAAUCUGGGGGUUGAAGGGAAGAGGGAGUUCUGCACAGAGAUAGCGGUCAUUGGAAAUAUUCGGCAUGUGAAUUUGGUAAAGCUGAAAGGCUAUUGUGUUGAAGGGAAUCAGCGUUUAUUGGUUUAUGAGUACAUGAACCAUGGAUCCAUGGACCGGACUCUAUUUGGCAACGGUCCUGUAUUGGAAUGGCAGGAGAGGGUUGAUAUUGCUCUUGGAACAGCACAUGCCCUUGCUUAUUUGCACAGCGGUUGUGAACGCAAGAUAAUUCAUUGUGAUGUGAAGCCAGAAAAUAUCCUUUUGCACGAUCAUUUUCAACCAAAGGUAUCUGAUUUCGGGCUGUCAAAGCUAUUAAACCCAGAGCAAUCAAGUCAUUUUACAACAAUGAGAGGCACCCGGGGAUAUCUUGCACCAGAGUGGCUUACUAGCUCUGGCAUAUCAGAGAAAACAGAUGUUUACAGUUAUGGAAUGGUACUGUUAGAACUUGUGAGUGGAAGGAAAAACUGCUCACUGCAGCCAAUGCAACAAAGUCAUAGCCUUGAUGAUGAUAAUAGUUUUGGUAUCAGUUCAUCAACAUCAUCGAAUUCAGGAGUUGUGUAUUUUCCUAUGCUUGCAUUAGAGAUGCAUGAACAGGGUAGGUAUUUGGAGCUUGCUGAUCUGAGGCUAGAGGGUCGUGUGACAAGUGAAGAGGUUCAAAAGUUAGUUUGUAUUGCUUUGUGUUGUGCUCAUGAGGAUCCUGGGCUGAGGCCAAGCAUGGGGUCUGUUGUCGGAAUGCUUGAAGGAAGGAUAUCAUUAGGUCAUCCAAGAUUAGAAGCUUUGAAUUUUCUGCGAUUUUAUGGACGUCGCUUUGCUGAACCUUGUGUGGUAGGAAAUGUUGGAGAACAAAGUGAUAGAUAUCAUCAGCUUAAUGCCUCACAGAGCGCAAGUGAACAUAGUAUUCUUUCUUACACUUCAUCUCAGCAGGUUUCAGGUCCGCGGUAAUGUCCACGGCUAAGCGUAACCUACUAUUAUUGUUAUGUAAUUAAUAUAGUGUCUCCUGUAAAUUACAAUGAGCAGCUUAAGGCAGAGUUUGGGGAUUGAUAUAUACAGAGCUGUAUCCUUGUCAUAAUGUUUUGAAAGUAGCAUGUAAAUGAUCGUUUCUUUAUAAGACAUUGUUGCAUACAUGAUA